AUGUUUUUUCCCGCAGUGCUGAUUGUUGCCAGUUGGGGUUUGUUGGCUUCUGUAUCGGGGUCUCCCGCUGUGGAGGAAGCGUACAGAGCCGUGCUCAGCGUCGUGUCUCCAGGACAGCAUUAUCUGAACAGGGAAUCCCUCGGCUCUGUCUUUAAUACACUGGAGAAACGUGUGCAGUGUGGCGAAGUGUCGUGUGAAAAGUGUGAUCUAUUGGAUGCCUUUCACCAGCUGAUCAGCGAUCACUCCACCCACGGAGAGGAUGAAACCCAAACGGGCACAACCAGUGAGACCAUCAGUGUGUCUCAGUUCCCGGCUCUCGCUGCUGGAUGCGUCCUGUACCUCUCCUCCCCUGGUCGGGUCUGCAGCGCGGUGAGGCAGGGGACGUGGGGACAGGAGGCCCAACUCUUCCUACGCAGACACACACAUCAGGAUCACCACGAAGAGUUGAAGGUCCUGCUUCAAGAGCUUCACGACCACUAUGAGCCCUCAGACAGAGAGAGCUGUGUAACAGCUGUUGACAUCACAACAGAGGUCAACCCAUCGUCACCAGACCAGAGACAGGAAGUGGGUGCAGUUUUGGGCCGCGUCCUGUAUCACGCCUUGCAAGGUCACUGCUUCAUUAGCCGCCCCCUGCCGGAGGAGAGCUUCUUCCUGGAUUACAUCAUGGACCGUCUGGGGCCGGAGAACUUCACCGUCGAGGAUUUGGAGGCUUUCAUGAGGAGCCUGGACCUCGGACAACCCCCCAAACAUGAGCCCAAACACCAGGAAGACCAACACGCUGAUCACGAUCACAGUGGCUUCAGACGGAGGAAGAGGAGCAGCCUUGAACAUCGCGAGAGGCACGGAAGAAACGGCACCUGGAAUCAGUUCUGCGCCUCAGCCGAGGAGCUGGUCCUGAUCCACGGCCUGGCGGACAACGGCUCGGCCUCCUCGGGCCUGAGUCGGACGGACCUGGCUCGGCUCAGCCCGGCGCUCGUCCAGCAGAUCCUGAGCGGAGCGUGUGCGGACAUCACGGAGCCACCGACCCCAGACGGGCUCACCACGACUGAGAAAUACGUCUAUGCAACCAUUGCCAACAUGGUGAUAACACUGACGUCCAUGUUUGGCAUUGUGUUGCUGCUCUGCACCUCCUUCACCAGUGUGUUCCAGUUCUGUAUCCAGUUCUGCAUCAGCCUGGCUGUCGGUUCCCUGACUGGAGAUGCAUUACUCCACCUGACACCCAUGUUUUUAGGUUUGCAUUUGCACUCAGACAACACCGGCAGCCACAAGAACUCACACGCCCCGUACCGGGAAGAAACUCCAGACUACAUUUACAAGAUGUUGGUGCUUCUUGCCGGGAUCUACUACUUUUAUCUGAUGGAAACAAUCUUCUCUUUGGUGGCAUAUGAAGAUAAUCAUCACCAUCAUCAACACCAUCAUGGAGAAGAAUCAGAGCCCCAUCACUGUGACCAUGGGCAGGUUUUAGAGAUGUAUGAACAGGAGAGGAAACAAAAAGACAAGUCACAGUCGGCGUCGAAGGCCGACCUGGUCGGCAAUGAAGACGAUGAGAAAUCUCUUUCAGAGCCGAAAGAGCGCACCAGAGAACAGCGUCUGCUGCCUUACAUGAUAACUAUCGGCGACAGCAUCCACAACUUUGCAGACGGCUUGGCGAUGGGCGCCGCUUUCUCCCUGUCGUGGAAGUCCGGUCUGGCCACAUCGCUCGCCGUCCUCUGCCACGAGCUACCACAUGAACUGGGGGAUUUUGCCAUUUUGCUCCACAGCGGCGUGUCCGUCCGCAAGGCGUUGCUCCUGAACGUCGGCAGCGCCAUGACCUCGUUCGUCGGCCUGUACAUCGCUCUGUCUGUCGCCACUGACCUCGCCACCAAACAGUGGAUAGCGGCCAUUUCUGCAGGGCUCUUCCUGUACGUCGGGCUGGCUGACAUGCUCCCCACCAUGAUCCACAUCAGCAACAAGAAACCCUGGCUGAUGUUUCUGCUGCAGAACCUCGGCCUUCUGACCGGCUGGGGCACUCUGUUGCUGCUGUCACUUUACGAAGACAGAAUCAGCUUUUAAAGCAGACCAGCCGGUUAAAUGGGUUUAUUUUACUCGUGAUGUAAUCUAUGAAGAUCACGACUGGGUGUUUGUGGACAUUCCUCGUGAAUGACCGCGGUGAGACCCUCGGUCGUGUUGGCAUGAACAGCCUGGAGAACUAAU
Molecule: messenger RNA, 2193 nt
Organism: Pseudoliparis swirei
Lineage: Eukaryota; Metazoa; Chordata; Actinopteri; Perciformes; Liparidae
Gene: slc39a4
Product: solute carrier family 39 member 4
Exons: 12
Coding region: 1-2052 (683 amino acids)
Biological process (GO): intracellular zinc ion homeostasis; zinc ion import across plasma membrane
Cellular component (GO): membrane
Molecular function (GO): zinc ion transmembrane transporter activity
Source: RefSeq, a predicted model, not a curated record